Molecule: messenger RNA, 5777 nt
Organism: Alosa sapidissima (American shad)
Lineage: Eukaryota; Metazoa; Chordata; Actinopteri; Clupeiformes; Clupeidae
Gene: il16
Product: interleukin 16
Exons: 22
Coding region: 140-4981 (1613 amino acids)
Biological process (GO): induction of positive chemotaxis; leukocyte chemotaxis
Molecular function (GO): cytokine activity; CD4 receptor binding
Source: RefSeq, a predicted model, not a curated record
GGCCAUCUAAGGGGACUUGACAGAAAGAAACACCUUCAUCACCUUUACACUGAAUUUCUCCGACUGGACUGGAUACUGUCUCAAGGUGAAGACUGGGAGGCUGUUGAAACAGCUAUCCUUGGCAUGAGUGGAUAUUAAGAUGAGAGAAAUGAUCAGUUUUGAGCGUCCUCAUCCAUUAGCCCUGCAGUCCGGCAGGAGCCCAUCAUCGUCGUCCUCGUCGGCGGCGGACGUGCCUCCCAGAUACACCCUCCAUCAUCUCCAUCAGCACUACCACCAACAUCCGCACCGGCGGAAGGCGGCGGCCAGCAGCGCGGCCCGGAGGAUGGAGCUCCGAGGCGGAGGGGCCCAGCACGGGGCCGGCCUGGGGAGGGCAGGCCACCGCUCCAAGAAGCUGGCCAUCCUGUCGCGCUCGCUCAUCCUCUGCAACUCCAAGACGAGCGACGAGGGCUCCAGCCCGGACGAGAGGUACAGCGAGACGGCGUGGGAGGCGGACAGGGAGAGGACCUGGGGGAAGCCUGAGGAUGGAGCGCCGCACUGCCCGGAGUUCAUCCUCAUUCCAAGCACCACCAUCACAGCCAAACCCACCACCACCACCACCACCACCCAACAGGCACGUUUGCCUAUAGCACAGCACAGAGCAGAGGACAGCAAGAAGAGCAUGAGAAGGUCCUUCUCCAUAAAGGAGAGCAGUAUCUGGAGAAUGUGUGUCGCGACUGGAGAGGAGGGUCUGGGACCUCAGACGGGUGAUAACAGGCACCGCGCGCUCGACAAAGACCUCAGUGUUUGCCAGGCGCGCGCCAGCGAGGACCGACUCAGGGACCGUAGCGUUGAACCUGGGAUCAAGCUGGCCCCGUUUAAUGGGCAGAUCAUAAAUGGCCAUGCACAGACAAGGGAAGAAGCUGGGAGGGAGCUGGCGCUGACCGCUGUUCACAUAAAGAGCUCCACUGAUCAGGAUGUUCCUCCUUCGACCAACGGCAGCUUACAUCCCACGGCCUCAGCUAAUCCUGCAGACGCUCAGUCCAGCCUCAGCUAUGGAGACAAGGAGGCGGUGGGACCCAGCAACCUUAGGAUUCCCAUCGUAGAGGUCACAGAGGACAGUGGGAAGAGCUUCGAGACUGAGACCACAGACCAAACCUCGCCAGGCCAAACCGCCAGUGUGCACCCUUACUGGAUCGGAGACUUGGAUGCCAUCAUCAUGAAGACGCCGGAGCUGUAUCGGAGUCACCCUCACGCAGGGGCCGGAUUGUACGGGAACAGGAAGUCUCUUUCCCAACAGUUAGAAUUCCCACACGGAGCGUCACAGGCUGUCUCCAAGCCAUCUCGCUCCCUGAGUUCAGCACACCUUGUCCACUCCAGCAGCAGUGUCCAAGCUUUCAUCAUCUGCAACAUUGUGCUUAUGAAGGGUCAUGGCAAGGGGCUGGGCUUCAGCAUCGUUGGGGGCAGAGACAGCAUGUAUGGGCCAAUGGGCAUCUACGUCAAAACCAUUUUCCCUGGAGGAGCCGCAGCCGCAGACGGAAGACUUCAAGAAGGGGAUGAGAUUCUGGAGCUGAAUGGAGAAUCUCUGCAUGGACUGACCCAUGAGGAAGCAUUACAGAGAUUCAAACAAAUAAAGAAGGGUCUGUUGACGCUGGUGGUGCGCACCAGCCUGCGAGUGGGGGCCCUGUCCAGCAGCCAGGCUCAGGUCGCCCAGCUGUGCCGCUCGCGCUCCCUCAGCUCCAGCACGGCCAUCAGCCGGGUCAGCGCCGACAUGAGCGACUACACGCUGCCGCCCGGCAACCCUCCGCCGGCCAAGCCACGCGACCGCAUCAUGAUGGAGAUCACGCUGCAGAAGGAGGUUGGUGUGGGGCUGGGUAUCGGGCUAUGCUGUGUGCCCUCUGCCGAGGGCUGCCCAGGGAUCUACAUCCACACACUGUCCCCUGGUUCUGUGGCCCAUAUGGACAGCCGUCUCAGAUGCGGAGAUGAAAUUAUGGAAAUCAACGACACGGUGGUCUGCAACAUGACGCUGAACGACGUCUACACGGUUCUGAGCCAGUGUAACCCAGGCCCAGUUCAGGUCAUCAUCAGUCGCCACCCCGACCCAAACGUCUCUGAGCAGCAGCUGAAUGAGGCGAUUGCGCAAGCUGUGGAAAACAGCAAGCUGAAAAAAGACAAGAGCCACUGGAGCAUGGAGGGCCUAAAGUGUCAGGACCCCUGCCCCCACGGGAAGCAGAAGUGCGAGAGGUGUCCGGAGCGAAACUUCAGUCAGCUGACCGCUCGGCGGGCCCAGAAGGUCAUGACCCGCUCCUGCAGCGAGGGCGCCUACAGCCAGCGGUGCGGCCCGGCGGGCGGGACCCUGCCCCAGCAGCACACCGACCCCGUGGCUCGCGUCCACAGCAUGGACGUGUCCAUGACCACUGCUGCUGCUGUCGCCACCACCAUUCCCAGGCCGGAGGUUUUAUCCAGUAACCGACUAUCUCCCACGUACAGCGAUGAUGACUACAACGUGCCUUACAACUCUCCAGCGAACUUUGCGUGUCAGCAGCCACUUGAUGUGGUCAUUGGGAGCUCGAGGGGGUCCAAGCGCAGACCCCUGGCCCCACCUAAGAGGUACUGCAGACAGGAAGACGUGACCAGUGAGGAGACGCUGACCGACACAAGCGGGUCCAGCCGGGGCUCGCCUGUCAAGGACCAGGAUCUGCUGCCCUCGGCCGCCGGCUGUCAGGAAACCAGCGAGCACUCAGGGGGAACUAAAACAGCUCUCAGUAAUUCAUUCCGAGACACUUGUGAUGUGAUCGAGUCCUCCAACCAAGACGAGAGCCUACCAGGAGAAACAGGUACAGAGUCGCCCACCCACAUUUGCUGCCACCACCGGCGGGUGGCCCUGAGACGGCAGGCCCGUGUGGAGGCGACCCCAGACCAGCUGCAGGACCCCUGGGUCAGGCUUUCAGACAGUCCAGAGAACCAGCCCAGCCCCACCCCCGCCACCACCAUGGCCGACAACGUGGAGACAGAACUGAUGGAAAUGGCAGACACCAAUGGCGUCACCGAGCUAGAGACCACAGCCAAGCCAGAGGAGUCCCCCAGUGGUAAAAAGGGCCCCCCUGUGGCCCCAAAGCCAACGUGGUUCUGCAAAAGCCUGAAGAAGAACGGGCAGCUUCCCUCGGAACCGCUGAAACCAACAGAGAAGAAGAGCCCAAGUGUUAGCAGGACAUUCGGUGUAAAUUUGCGCUCUACUCCAUCAAACUCAUCAAUCAAACAGAGGAUCCACUCUUUUGAGACGUUCUCCGGCGCAGAGGGGCCUGAGCGGGGUAGCAGAAAAGUGGCUGCCUCAACACCAGUUUCUCCCUCUGAGAGAAGUACACGCCAGAGUCGCACCUCUGACGCAAAUAACACAGGAAGGAGCCAAACGGCUCUGAAAAACAUUGUCGAUAAAGAGGAGACACAGCCUUCUACCGUCACCCCAGAAUUUGCCUCUACCAUCACCACCGAGGUUGCUUCCGAACAGCCACCUGAGGACUCAGAGGACACAGAGGUGGCUGAGGACCUUUCAAAGGACACAGAGGCUGCUGAAGAUCUUUCAAAGGACACAGAGGCCGCUGGGGAUCUUUCAAAGAACACGGAGUCCUCUGAGGAUCUUUCGAAGGACACAGAACCAGAGGUCAGUGAAACUACACUGGAUCAGGAGCCCACCGAGGAGCCUUCCAGCAGUCCUGCAGAUGAUGCAACCACUUCCGAGGCAGCAGACCAGGAAGCAGCCUCCCCUGCAGAGUCGUCCACUCCGACUCACUGCCCCAGGAGAGCCAGCAGCUCAAAGGGCACCCUGUCUGACAAACCCUCAGCAUCCGAGGGCGAUGCAGCUCACCAGGCCAGCCUGAGGACUCAGAGCUUACCCCUUACCCCCUCCCUAUCUCCAGAGGCGACCGGGAGCAGGGGCCUGGAUGGGGAGAACCUGGGGAAGAUCCUGUCCUUCAGCAACCAGGUGUCCCAUGCCCUGAUGCGGUCCAUGCAGUCCCUGCCUCAGUCACCUUGCGUCAGGACCGGUAACCCUUGGCCUACUCAUGCUUCAUUGAUACCCGAGUCUGAAGACCAAGAGAAUACUUCCACAGACAUGGGGCCCCUAUCGCCCGCAGCUGACGGCACUGAGAAGGGAUUCUCUGUGAGCCUGGCUGAGCUCAGAGAAUGCACCAUCGGGCGGUUGGUUGAGGACGGCCCAGGUGAGACCUCAGCCUCCUCCGCCUGUGCUCAGUCCAUGAUCUCCGCCAUCCCUCAGGAGGAGUUAGACCGGAUGAUUGACGAGGUCAAGGCUCUGGACGACGACACUCUGAAACAACUGGAGGAGAUCCACGUGGUGAUCCUACACAAGGAGGAAGGAGCAGGUCUAGGCUUUAGCAUUGCUGGUGGGAUAGACCGGGAGAACAAGGCGACAAUAGUGCAUCGCGUGUUCCCGGCUGGACUGGCCGCACAGGAGGGCACCAUCGAAAAGGGCGACGAGGUGCUGUCAAUCAAUGGGCAGACGCUGAAGAACGUGACCCACUGCGACGCCACGGCGACACUGCGGCAAGCGCGAGGCCUCCAGCAGGCGGUGGUGGUGGUGUGUAAGAGCCGGGACGGCGAUGGCACCGGUGCAGCCAGCAGUAGUGCUGCUAAUGACUCCCGCAGCAGCGGCGCAGAGAACUGCUUCACGGAGGAUGAGACAGGUGAAGUUCUGACUAUGGAGAUGGAAAAGAAUGCGGGCGGAGUUGGAUUCAGUGUGGAGGGAGGAAAGGGCUCCAUCCAUGGAGACAGGCCUCUGACCGUCAGUAGGAUCUUUACAGGUGGUGCUGCCGCGCAAAGAGGGAUGCAGGUCCAGGAUGAGCUGUUGCAGAUUGCAGGCUCGAGUAUGCAAGGCCUGACGCGCUUUGAGGCCUGGAACCUCAUCAAGGGUCUGCCAGAAGGGCCCUUCACCACCGUCAUCAGGCGGAAACGAGAGGAGCAGGACGUAGCGAAGGAGACAGCAGAGUGACCACACCCAGCCAACACAUCACCGCACUCAUAGCGACUACUUACUCAUACACUCAACAAAGGCAAAUAAAAAGUCCAGAAAUCUAGAUUCAUACUUGGUCAUUCAAAAAUAUUAGAUCAGUUUGUCCAGUUAGGUCACUCAUACAGGGGAUUAUAGUGUGUGAGGAUGUUUUUUUUCACUAACUGGUAAGGGUGGCCAUAAGCACUUUAACAUAUGGUGCAUUUCAAGGUACUCUGCUAACACGGCUUUUGUACUGUUCAGGUGUCAUGUUCAGGGAUAUUUGGAAACUUGAUCAAUUUCAGGUUUACCUAUUUUUAAUUCUGAGAUUUGCACAGACUAUGUACAGCACAUUAAGAAAAAAAUAUAUAUGUAUUUAACCAUGAACUACGAAUUGCCUUGUUUAAAAAUGCCUUAAAUAUCACAUGUUAAUUAUAGAAGUCUGCCACAACUGUGAUAUGAUUUGGAUCCUGUGAAAUAGGAGGUCUUCAAAAUUAGUCUCAAUGAAGCUCACCCAUGACUCAAACAUUUCAGACCAAAGACUGAUACAUCUAACCAUGUGAUUGGUUCAACAAACAUCCUCAAGAUGCGCCUCAGACCUAUUGAUAUAAGAUAUCAAAUGUGUUAUUUUUUCUGAAAAUGUCUGAUAACCAACUCUCCCCAUGUGUGAGUGAGCUUAUGUGUUUUGCGCAGCACUGUUACUUUUCUUUUUUUGGCCCAAAUUCCAACAAAAUAGCAAAAUAAAGCUUGUUAAAUGUUUGGAUUUAUGGAUGCAAUCAAAUAAAAUGACUCAAACCUU